UUAUAAUCACAAUUUCAUACAGAAAUUUUGUAAAAUAUGUUGCAAUUUACAAAGCGUGUACAAUUUAAAGCUGCAGCUGCGCCAUCCCUGGAUUUCACACGUUACAAAACAUGGUUCACGGAUGUGAAGAUGGCACCACCCGACGUAAUACUCGGCAUCACGGAGGCAUUUUUAAAGGAUAAAAAUCCUAAAAAGGUUAAUUUAGGCGUUGGCGCAUACCGUGAUGACAACAGCAAGCCAUGGGUGUUGCCCAGCGUGAAAGAGGCACAAAAACGCGUAAUAGCUAAAAAUAUGAAUAAGGAAUAUGCACCCAUACAGGGUUUGGCGGACUUUUAUAACAAAUCAAUAGCGCUGGCGUUGGGCGAAGACUCGGACAUACUGAAAAAUAAUUGCAAUGCAACUGUGCAGAGUUUGAGUGGCACCGGUGCCUUACGUAUUGGUGCCGCAUUUUUAGGUCUCUUCUGGAAGGGUGAACGCGUGGUGUAUUUGCCCACACCCACAUGGCCUAACCACCGACCAAUUUUCAUGCAUUCCGGCCUGAAAGUGGCCAACUAUAGCUAUUAUGAUCCAAAUACGCGUGCGCUGAAUGAGCAGACGCUUCUUGAGUCGUUAUGUAAAAUACCAGAAAAAUCCAUUGUGCUGCUACAUGCGUGUGCCCACAAUCCCACAGGUGUCGAUCCGAAUGCGAAGCAAUGGUGCGAAAUAUCGCGAAUAAUGAAAUCACGUAAUUUAUAUGCUUUCUUCGACAUGGCUUAUCUUGGUUUCGCUAGCGGUGAUAUUGAUAAUGAUGCGGUAGCUGUACGCAUUUUUAGCGCCGAGGGGCAUACAUUUUGCUUGGCACAGAGUUAUGCCAAAAAUAUGGGUUUAUAUGGUGAACGCGUUGGUUCAUUUACUUUGGUCUGCAGUUCGAAGGAUGAGGCUGAACGUGUGACAUCCAAUUUGAAAACCAUUAUACGGCCCAUGUAUUCGAGUCCACCUAUCCAUGGUGCGCGCAUUGCAAUGGAGAUUUUCAAGGAUGACGAACUCUACUGCGUGUGGUUGGAUGAUUUGAAGACAAUGGCCAAUCGUACUAUAAGUAUGCGUAAGGAAUUGAAAGAGAAAUUAAUUUCACUCGGUUCUAAGCACUCCUGGGAGCAUAUAACCAAUCAAAUCGGCAUGUUCUGCUAUACUGGUCUGAAACCGGAGCAAGUGUCGCGUCUUAUAAAGGAAUAUAGUAUUUACUUGACCAAGGAUGGGCGUAUUGCGGUAGUCGGUCUGACAACGAAGAAUGUCGCUUAUGUUGCAGAAUCUAUUCAUGCCGUCACCAAGUAGCUUUUUCAUUGUAUAUUUAAC
Molecule: messenger RNA, 1332 nt
Organism: Bactrocera latifrons
Lineage: Eukaryota; Metazoa; Arthropoda; Insecta; Diptera; Tephritidae
Product: aspartate aminotransferase, mitochondrial-like
Exons: 5
Coding region: 37-1311 (424 amino acids)
Biological process (GO): biosynthetic process; L-aspartate catabolic process
Cellular component (GO): mitochondrion
Molecular function (GO): pyridoxal phosphate binding; L-aspartate:2-oxoglutarate transaminase activity
Source: RefSeq, a predicted model, not a curated record